Sphaeroforma arctica JP610 is the source of this 2011-nucleotide messenger RNA. RefSeq lists its product as hypothetical. The record is from RefSeq and is a predicted model, not a curated record. Gene Ontology annotation, cellular component: nucleus. The coding region runs from base 1 to 1293 and encodes 430 amino acids. The transcript is spliced from 2 exons. Lineage: Eukaryota; Ichthyosporea; Ichthyophonida. Gene Ontology annotation, molecular function: DNA-binding transcription factor activity, RNA polymerase II-specific; RNA polymerase II cis-regulatory region sequence-specific DNA binding. Gene Ontology annotation, biological process: regulation of transcription by RNA polymerase II.
AUGCCUAUUGUGUCACUCUCCCACAGCCAACGAACACCUUUGCGCGUGUCGCAACGUACAGCUACAGCGCUGCUAAACCCACAGGAGCGAUCGCACAGCUGUAUGUGGCCCGGGUGUACAGCCAGCUUUGACACAGCCGAACUGAUGAAGGAUCACGUGCUGCACACGCACUUCUCCGAUGAAGACUUCAGCAAAUACACCUGUGACGUGGGAGGAUGUGAGAGGACAUACGUCACCAAACAUGCCUUUGAAGAUCACAGGAAGACCCACUCACAAGACGAGCUGGACGGGUCUUCUGAGUACAAGUGCGAGUUUGCCGGUUGCGGGAAAACCUAUAGGCUGAAGAGUAUGCUGGACAGACACAUAGGCAAAAUCCAUAGCGUGACGUAUGUCUGUGACCAUCCUGGCUGUGGGGAGAAACUCACGUCGAAGAAAGCACUCAGAAGCCACCGGGUAGUGCACAAAGACGUCAAAUCUCCGAAUAUAGCGUGUCCCGUCUCCGGGUGCCAGGAGAGUUUCAGCUCGCGUAUGAGACUAAAAGCACAUAUAGAGCUGUCACACCCGUCUGUCAUACGGGACCAAGACUCUCGCACGCCUCACAGUCGGGACAAAGAAAUGGCAUCGCCCGAUGACCAGAAACAGGUCUAUGCGUGCGACUAUCCCGGCUGUAAUAGGGUCUAUAUGAGUGCCUGGGCCCUGAAAGAGCACAGGGAGAGGCACCGGAGUUCUCCAUACGACUGUGGCCUGUGCACCCAAUCGUUUGCGUUUAGAAAAGAUCUGUUGGUCCACCGGCGCACUCAUAGUGCGGAUGGGGUGAAGCCCAUAUACAAAUGCGAUCACCCCGGCUGUGACCGAAGUUAUGUGGUGCCCGGGCGUCUGGCACGGCAUAAGGCUACCCACAAGUCUGCGACAUACAAGUGUGACUACCCGUCCUGCAUACAGACCUUUGGGCUCAAAGGAGACCUGGCACGCCACAGACAGACGCACAACCCGAACCGGUCGGAGUCUGUGUUCUGCGACCAUCCCGGGUGUAGCAAAAGCUAUAGGAGUGCGCAUGCGCUGGCCAUGCACAAGGAGAAACACCUGACCGCCACACUCGCCUGUCCCUACCCAUCCUGCACCUAUACGUUUGUGUAUAAACAAGACUUAGCACGUCACGUACGGACGCACGGGGCCGUCUACCCGUGCGAUAUCCCCAGCUGCAGGCAUAUUGCCACGACACAGGAAGCUCUCAAUGCACAUAAGGCCACACACAGUACUGAGUCACGCCCCGAGUCGCAGGCCUGUGACUAAAACGGGUACAACUAGACGGGUUGAGGCUGAUACAUAGAUGCAAUACGAGCAUUGGCAUGGUCCUCGCUCUCGCUAAUUACUACUGUAAUUGAUGCGAAGUAUACGUACACCUUAGUGCUCAUGCGCAUGUUAGGUUAUAUCGUUCACGCAACGGCACAGGUAGAAGCGCACUAUACGAAGGUUCUCUCCUGCGACUGGCCUGGGUGUGGCCAGACGCUCGCCUUGUCGGGGACAGUUACGCCAACACGAAAACACAUAGACUCAGUAAGGUCGGCUGGUUCCGAGAUCAUCACACAGUAAGGUUGGCUGGUUCCGAGAUCAUCAUACAGUAAGGUUGGCUAGUUCCGAGAUCAUCACAGUAAGGUUGGUUGGUUCCGAGAUCAUUACGCUGUGAUACACGUAUUUAAUCGUCACAUCCAUCUGAGACAGGCUUGUUAGUCUGUGCCUAUGCCGAGUGCCAGCAGACGAUUAUGAGAAAGGCUGGCGUCACAAGACUUACUGUGACUUACCCUCAUGUUGCCAAGACAACAGCAGUGUGCUUUUCUGGACUGUCGCAGGGCUUUCGCGCAGCAAGAUUACUUGCUCCGACACAAAUACCGAGUUCAUGGCCAAAUAUAAUACAACUACAUUGUAGUCCGAUAAAUAAGUUUGUAAUGUUUUAGACGAUAUUAAAGAAAGCAAACAAAGAGAACGUAUGAUUACGUAUUAUAAAGCCGUG